AUUUUAAUUACAUGAAACCAUGUUCAAUAUGGAUGGAGAACCUUUAAGGCGAAAAGGACAUAUAACUUUGCCAGCUAUAGAAACGAUGCAAAGAAAUGUUCAUAAUGCUCCCGUUUCGUAUAAAAGGAAAAAGUAUGAAAUUCCUUUCCACAUACCCCAUAAAAAACUCAUGGAAAAGAUCGAGUUCGUUGAAAACCAACCGGAGCCUUUGACAGGAUUCACUGAGGCCCAAGAAAAUAGGUACAGAAGAGAGCGCAAACCAGCUAAACUCCAGUUGGGGCCGAUUCGCUCUGAAGAAGAGAGAAAGAAGAAAUUCAAGAUAAAAGAAUCCGACUCAAGGUCAAGUCUAGAAGUGAAGAUAGAGUACACCGGUGACCCUCUGAAGGUGAAACCGGUAGUGACGUCACAGAAGGAGGUCAUAGAGUGUAUCCGGAAAGACAGGAGUGGCGGGUUCUUGUAUAUGACCUACGCGGUCCAGCCCCAGAAUGUACACUUUACGCCGUAUUAUCUCAAGGUGGUGCCAUAUGCGGAAAUCGACAGAAGGAACUAUUUUACGAUCAGCGCUUGCGGCGUCACUCAUUUCACCAACGAAAUGGUGUUCACCAAACUUGACGCCUGGGAACAGGAGUACACCAUAUUCGUGAAAUUGACUGACAUAACUUUUUUCCGAGUCUACCGUUACUGGAAGGCGUUCUACAUGUGGCGGAAGUCGAUAUUGUUCCGCAAAUACAGCAAGACACGAGAGAAGAUUGCCAAGAAACUGUUCAUUUUGACUCCCGUGUUGGGUAGAGCGCUGCUCAACAUACAGGCUAUGUGCUGCGACAUGUACCUGAAGAGUUUCGCUGAUGUGUCCAGAGAUAUGGACACGGCUUUCUUUUAUUUCGUUGAAGUCCAGAUGAAACGCAUAGAAUAUAUCCAGGGCAAGUUGACGGAAUUCAGGUCGAUAGUGCUGGAAGUGAUCACAACGGCUUGUCACGAGGCUCUGUUCAAACAGGGUUUCACAUUCGAUGACCGAAACAUACCACCGCUACAGAUUAUAAGGGGACAGCCGGUAGGAGGCAUGUCGUAUACUGAAAAGGCGAACAAGAGAAAGUAUUGCGAGAGACUUGCUAGCUUUAUAAAGCUUGCUGACUACAUGACCAACUAUAUGCUGUACCGUUUGACGAAAUUAUCGAACCGUGCGAUGUCAAAUAUGCUCCGUACGCAUGACAGUUUCAUGCCAUCAGAUGAGCUUUUGAAUGGUACUGAUGUUGAUGAAGUCUUGGAAGUCGUACCUAGAGUAACUGAUACUUGUAAGUGGGCACUCGUUCAAGUAGACGCGUAUGUACUCCCUUCUGGUGAAGUAGAGUUGAAUCCCAGCCCAGAAGUAAUUUACUCCUACGUAGAUAAAAUCACAUCCUAUUGGAAUGAAUAUGUAAGAGUUUUUCGUAACUAUCUGAAUGAUGAGAGCUUGCAAAUAUUCGUUCAACCAACGAUUAUGGGUAAACAAGUGGAGUGGUCAGCUGGACAAUCGCCAGAUCUAUAUUUCCUAAUGAAUCAAGAUAAAGUCAUGUUAAGCAACAUUAUUUACAUAUCUACUGCUUUUAAAACUGCUUUCGAAUGCGUGUGGACAUUUCUGAAACGUAUGAAAACAUUUAUGGACAAUUUUAAAGAAGCCAACGAAAUAGAUAUUAACGAUAUCAAAGAAGAAAGAGACGUGAACGAAUUGAGGAGGCUUUGUGAUAAAUUCGUCAAACAAAUGGAAACUAUAGAGGAUGUCGUUGGCUACCAACCUUUAGGGCUAAUUUUUCUUUGUGUAGAACCAUUUAAAGAGCUCUUCAGGCCACAUCCUAGGAGACUAUUUGACGUAAUAAAUGUUACAACACCUACAAUCGGGCGGGAAUGUAUUGAUGAAAUAUUAGCUGGUAUACAAUCGGUGAACAACGACAUAUUUAGAGAACCAGAGAAUGCCGGUGAAUUAGUUGAAUAUAGUUUUCUUCUCAACGGCCUAGAAGAAAGGGUUAGUAAGCUAGAAGAAAAGCUGGAAUAUUUAAGAGAAUUGUAUGAUUUGAUGGGCGAAUUUAAUAUUGCUACACCGCCAGACGAUGUAACUGAUUUCUUAGGAUUAAGUAUUGCGCUUAGUACUCUCCGCACAAACGUCGAUGCUCGUUUGGAGACUCGCGGUAAGCUGACCGAUAUGUUUUCUACCGAGGUGGGCAAGGAUAUAAUGGCUCUGAUGAUUCAAGUCAACAAACUGAGAGAACAAGUCGCGCAAGAAUGGCUCUACGAUGACACGUCAGAUAUGGAGAAAGUCAUGGAAACUCUCGAUGAACUAAUGGAACAGCUAAAUAUUUGCUCGGAGAGAAACAAACUAAUACGAGAAUGGCAGAAAAUAUUUAAGAUACCACCUUCACGACUGGAACAACUUGAUGAAACUAUAAACGAUGUGAAGUUACGGCAAAUGCUGUGGAAAUCAUCUAGAGAAUGGAAUCAUUUGUACCAAUCGUGGUACGAAGUGCCCUUUAAUACAUUAGAUAUAGAAGAUAUCCAAACCAAUACAAUAAAUUACGCUAAAAUAUUUAAUCAACUCGAUAAAGGUUUGCCUAAGAAUAACACUGUGCCCAAAUGCAAAGAAACCAUAGAUAUUAUUAAGGAGAAGCUGCCAGUGAUGUCUUACUUACGUAAUCCAGCCUUAAAACCGAGGCAUUGGAUGAAAGUUGAGGAGAUAUUAAAAACUAGAUUCACACCGGAGACAGUCGUCACUCUGAAAAUGUUGGAGGAGCUGCAAGCUUUUCAGCACGCUGAAGAGCUGAUGGAAGUGGCUGGUCAAGCAAGUUCAGAAGCUGGUUUAGAGGCACUUCUCAAAAAGGUUGAAGAAAUGUGGGCUUCUUUAGAGUUUCCUGUGGUAUUGCAUAAAGACUCAAGGGAUGUUUACAUAUUGGGUGGCUUAGAUGAAAUCCAAGCGUGUCUCGACGAAAGCAAUAUCCAUGUCAGCACUAUAUUGAGUUCUAGAAACUCUGGACCUAUAAAAAGCCGAGUCGAGGAAUGGGCUAAGAAUUUAGACCUAUUUUCGAAAACUUUGGAGGAAUGGUAUUCAUGCCAACAGACUUGGAUGUAUUUGAUGGUGAUAUUCUCCGCUCCAGAUAUCCAGAGGCAGUUGCCUAACGAAACAAAAUUGUUCACGAUUGUAGACAAAUCCUGGAAAGAUAUAAUGAGGAAAGUUGCGAAGGUUCCUCUGGCAAUGCCAGCGGCUACGCAACCAAAACUAUACGAAGAGUUUGUAAGGAACAACGAAAUGUUGGAUCAAAUUAUGAAGUGCUUGGAAGCAUACUUGGAAACUAAACGUGUAGCAUUCCCACGUUUCUUCUUCUUGUCAAACGAUGAACUCCUGGAGAUAUUAGCGCAGACUCGCAACCCUCAUGCCGUACAACCACAUUUGAGAAAAUGUUUCGAUGCGAUUGCCAAACUGGAAUUCGGCGUUCGUUUGCCUGAAAGUGAAAUGGAAAUUACUGAAGACGGUACUUUGGUAGAAAGGGAAAUGUCAUUUCAUACAAGAGAUGCUCUACAAGCGAAACUCGCAAAAACCGCGGCACCCGAAGAUCUUACUACUGAUAUAAUAGCUAUGUUGUCUCCAGAAGGUGAAAGAGUCAAUUUGGGAAAGGGUCUCAAAGCUCGUGGAAACGUAGAAGACUGGUUAGGCAAAGUCGAAGAAGCUAUGUUUGCGUCAGUUAAGCGUUGCAUGAAAUUUGCACUCAAGGACUACAUGCAACGUAGUAGAGUCGAUUGGGCUCCUUUACAUCCAAAUCAGGUGGUUUUAACUGUUUCUCAAAUUAUGUGGGCCAGGGGAGUCCAUGAAAUAUUCGACUUGAACAAUCCAUUGCGCAUUGAUACCGCUCUGUUAAAUUAUGAGCAGAAAUGUGUCAGUGAUUUAAAUGAUCUCGCCGCGCUUACAAGAAAGGAUCUUAGUCCACUUUUCAGGAAGGUGCUUUGUGCUCUGAUUACUGUUGAUGUCCAUGCUAGGGACACAAUAACACACAUGGUUGAAAAACAUGUACAGAAAGCAACCGACUUUGAAUGGCUUAAAAUGAUCAGAUAUUAUUGGGAGAAUGACAUAGAUAACUGUAUGGCGAGAAUGUCAAACGCUCAAUACAUUUACGGACAUGAGUAUUUAGGAGCUGGAGGGGUUCUAGUAAUAACACCUCUGACCGAUCGCUGUUACCUGUGUCUAAUGGGAGCCCUACAGUUGGACCUAGGGGGAGCCCCGGCGGGCCCUGCGGGAACCGGCAAGACCGAGACCACAAAGGACCUCGCUAAGUCACUAGCUAUACAGUGUGUGGUCUUCAACUGUUCUGAAGGUCUAGACUACAAGAUGAUGGGUCGUUUCUUCUCCGGCCUGGCUACUUCUGGUGCUUGGUGCUGCUUCGAUGAAUUCAACCGGAUCGACAUCGAAGUAUUGUCCGUCAUUGCUCAACAGCUGAUCACUAUACGGAACGCCAAAGUUGCUAAGCAAUCUAGAUUCAUGUUCGAGGGACGUGAGAUCAAGCUGGUGAGGUCAUGCGCUGCUUUUAUCACCAUGAACCCAGGUUAUGCUGGGCGAACUGAAUUGCCAGAUAACCUUAAAGCCCUAUUUCGUCCAAUAUCUAUGAUGGUACCAGAUUAUGCUCUGAUAGCUGAAGUGAUCUUGUACUCUGAAGGAUUUGAAUCUUCUAAAGGUCUUGCAAAGAAAAUGGUUCAAAUGUAUAAGUUGUCCAGCGAACAGCUUUCCAAGCAAGACCAUUAUGAUUUUGGCAUGAGAGCUGUGAAGAGUGUACUUGUGAUGGCCGGUGCUCUUAAACGUGCCAAUCCCGACCAGCACGAAGAAAUUACCUUAUUAUGUGCCCUAAACGAUAGCAAUCUGCCAAAGUUUCUUGCGGCGGAUGCUUUGCUUUUUGCUGGCAUUUUGUCCGAUUUGUUCCCUGGUAUACAGCUGCCUGUUCGUGAUUAUGGAACAUUAAUUGAAGGCAUUAAAUCAGUGCUCUUGGAGAGAAAACUUCAAGUGGUAGAGCGGCAAAUUACGAAAGUGAUACAACUGCACGAGACGAUGAUUGUUCGUUGGGGAGUUAUGCUCGUUGGACCAACUGGUGGUGGCAAGACAGUCGUAUUAAAAGUAUUAGGUGACACAUACACUCGUCUAUGUGAAAGAGGAACAGAAGGUCCGCACUACCAAAGAGUACACGAAUACAUUAUGAACCCGAAAAGUUUGAGCAUUGGUGAACUCUAUGGUGAAGUGAACUUACAAACUCUGGAAUGGCACGACGGAAUCCUACCCUUAUCUUUAAGGACGGCUGUUCAAUGUGAAGAACCUGAUCAUCAAUGGAUAAUAUGCGACGGUCCAGUAGAUGCUGUAUGGAUUGAAAACAUGAACACUGUACUUGAUGACAACAAAAUGCUAUGCCUUUCCAACUCGGAGAGGAUUAAGCUAACACCUUACGUUCAUAUGCUAUUUGAGGUGUCGGAUUUAGCCCAAGCAUCACCAGCCACUGUGUCCCGCUGUGGGAUGGUAUACGUCGAUCCUAGCGAUUUGGGCUUCCUCCCAUACGUGCGGUCCUGGCUAGAGGAUUCCGUUGAGAAGAAUCUCUUCAAUCAGGAAAAUUCUGACUUCCUUUAUGAGCUGUUCAAGAUGCUAGAAGCUGGAUUGGACCAUGUCAACACCAUUUGCGGGGUUGGAAUAAAACAGGUCAAUAUUAGUAAAGUGUCGGCCUUAUGCUCACUACUAGGAGCCUUGUUAUCCGAACCAGGAGAAAGGUUUUCGGACAAGGCCGCUCUGAAAGUUUAUUUAGCGCAUUGCUUCAUAUUCUGCUAUAUCUGGUGUAUCGGUGGCAACAUUUACGAAGACAACAGAGCGACUCUAGAAGAGAUCGUUAAAAGGCAAUUUCUGGAGUUUGAAGAAGCAGAAUACGCCCCACACGGUUUCAACCUAUUCAAUAUGUUUAUGGAAACGAAACAACGGAAGCUAAAGACGUGGUCUGAAAUACAACCAGAAUUUGUUUAUGACAGUAAUCGGCCAUUUUUCGAAACCCUAGUGCCAACUGUGGAUACUGUUCGCUACGGCUAUCUGUUUCAAAAGUUUCUGAGCUCAAACAAACCAGUCAUGUUUACAGGCGAUACAGGUGUUGGUAAAACGGUCAUCGCUGCAGGGGUUCUCAAGGAUAUGUCUGAGUUGGAAACUUAUAUACCAUUUGUACUAAACUUUUCUGCCCAAACUGCUAGCGCUACAACACAGGAAGUUAUAGAACUGAGAUUGGAUAAGCGUUCAAGAACAGCGAUUGGAGCUCCACUUGGCAAGAAAGUUAUAAUUUUCAUUGACGAUGUGAAUAUGCCUCGACUGGACAUUUACGGUUCACAACCUACUAUUGAACUACUCAGACAAUACCUCGAUUACGGUGGAGUUUACGAUAGGGACAAGCUCGUUUGGAAGAAGAUAUUGGAUGUAGUGUUAUCAUGCGCGUGCGCCCCACCCGGUGGCGGUCGCAAUGUCCUCAGCACGAGAUUUGUACGCCACUUCGCUAUGUUACAUAUAGCGUCACCCACGUCUGAUGCAAUGAAAACUAUCUUCAAGGCGAUAUUGAAAGGUCACAUGGAGGACUUUGUCACGGAAGUUUCCACGCUUGGUGAUUCCUUAAUAAACGCAGCCGUAGAAUUAUACUUGAAGAUCUGCUCUGAAUUACUACCAACACCCACGAAAUCGCAUUAUAUAUUUAAUCUUCGAGAUCUUUCUAAAACUGUUCAAGGUGUCUUGCAAGCUAAUGCGGGGUAUAUGAAAGCACCACAGGGUAUGCUAAGACUAUUCUAUCACGAAUGUUUAAGAGUAUUCCACGACCGUCUCAUAAAUGUCGAAGACAAAAGUUAUUUCUAUCAUCUACUGUACGCGGUGUGUCAGAAAAAUUUUCAGUCACCAAUUUUUGAUAUUCCCACUGAGGGUAUUAUAGAGGAAACACCUUUUGUCCUUUUUGGAGAUUUUAUGAAUUCAUCGCUGCCAAAAGAAAAUAGGAUUUAUCAGGAGAUCUCUGAUAUGGACAAGUUGAUGAUUGUGAUAAAGGAAUAUCUAGACGACUACAACUCAAUGGUUCGCACAGAGAUGAAUCUAGUUCUAUUCCGUGACGCAGUGGAGCAUGUGGUGCGAGUCGCGAGAGUGUUUAGAGCUGAGAGAGGACAUUGUCUGCUAGUUGGUCCAGGUGGCUCCGGAAGAAGGUCUAUAGCUACGCUGGCUGGCCACAUCAAUGAGUGCAAAUGUAUGGGCAUGGAGCUAAAACGAAACUACGACACACCCGACUUCCACGAUGAUUUACGCAAAAUGUACAUGCGAGCUGGAGUCUCCUUUGAAGACACAGUCUUUCUCUUCACCGAUACGCAGAUUUCGAAGGAGGAAUUCUUGGAAGACAUCAACAAUAUGCUUAAUUCAGGGGAGGUGCCCAAUCUGUUCGAAGGUGACAAUUACGAGCAGGUGCAGACAGGUUGUUCCCAAGAGGCGAUGAAGGCGGGACUCAAUUCUAGUGACAGGGACGCUGUGUUCAAUUUCUUUAUCAACAGAGUGCGAGCUAAACUGCAUCUAUCUAUCUGCAUGAGUCCUGUGGGAGCUGCUUUUCGACAUCGUUGCCGAAUGUUUCCUUCGUUGGUCAACUGUUGUAACAUUGACUGGUUUACCAAAUGGCCCCCAGAGGCGUUGCUUUCGGUGGCACACCAAUGUCUACAACCACUCGGUGACCAGAACCUUGUAGAAAAGAUCUCCACCGUUUGCGUUUCUAUGCAUCAGGAUGUCGAUGUGAUGACUGACCGGUUGUAUCAAGAAAUGCGUCGAUACUUCUACACGACCCCCAGCAGCUAUUUAGCUCUUUUGAAAUUGUAUUUGAGCUUGUUAGACAAGAAGCAGCAAGAAAUUAUUCGUGGACGAGACAGAGUAUCAUGUGGGUUACAGAAACUAUACGAAACAUACGAAGUUGUAGGAGUAAUGGAACAACAAGUUAGAGAUAUGGAACCAAUUUUGGCGAAAAAAGCUGAUGAGAGUAUUGCACUGGUAUCACGUUUGAAAAUUGAACAGAAAGCAGCUGAUGAAGUAAAGCAAGCUGUGAUGAAGGAUGAAGCAGAAGCUAAGAUCAAAGCCGAGGAAGUGAAACAAAUAGCGGACGAGGCUAAAGCGGAUUUGGCGUUAGCGAUGCCAGCAAUGGAAGCGGCUCAGCUCGCAUUGAAAGCGCUAAACAAAGCCGAUAUCAAUGAACUGAAAGCUUUCACCAAGCCUCCCGCUUUGGUGCGUUUUGUAAUGGAGCCUGUCUGUAUUCUUCUCGGCGCUAAGCCUAAUUGGGAAUCAUGCAAGAAGCUGUUAGCUGAUGUUAAUUUCAUUCGUAACCUUGAGGAGUACGACAAGGAUCACAUUCCAGACUCUACGCUUAAGAAGAUCAAAACUUAUCUCACUCACAAGGACUUCAAUCCUGACACUGUAGUCAAAGUUUCGAAGGUUUGUCGAUCAAUGGUCUUAUGGGUGCAAGCAAUAGACACGUAUGCCAAAGUGUUUACAGUUGUGGAACCGAAGAUUAAAAAGCACCAAGAAGCGGCCGCUGAGUUGAAAAGCGUGAUGGCCUUGCUGAGAGCGAAGCAAAAAGAAGUCGAAGAUAUUGAAGAACAACUAACAAAGAUGAUGAAAGAAUUGGAGACAGUGGAAGAAGAGCGGCAGAGGCUUCAAGCUGAUGUGGACCUGGCUGGGGCUAGACUGAUACGAGCAGGCAGACUGACGCAGGCUCUUGCUGAUGAGAAGUCCAGAUGGGAGGAUAGUGUUGCGGCCGCAACAAAGAAACUACACUGCACAACGGGAGACGUGCUGAUCGCGUCGGGUUGCAUCGCAUAUUUCGGCGCAUUUCCGUCUUCGUAUCGCCGAGAAUGUGAGACUGAAUGGGUGAAGAGGUGCAAGGAUUUACAAAUACCAUCCUCUGAUACGUUUAACCUAACAUCAACAAUGGCUGAUUCAUUCACCAUUAGAACGUGGAAUGCUCAAGGUCUCCCUAGAGAUUCUGUUUCAACGGAAAACGGCAUCCUUGUCACGAAAGCGGAAAGAUGGCCACUUACAAUCGAUCCACAGGAGCAGGCUAAUAUGUGGAUUAAGAACAUGGAACACGACAACGGCUUAAAAAUAACAAAACUCAGUGAUCCUGGCUACCUUCGUAUGUUAGAGAACUGUAUUCGUCUGGGAUGGCCGAUGCUUAUCGAAGACUUGGGAGAAAAUCUUGAUGCAACACUUACACCGGUGCUCCUCAAACAAAUGUCUAUGCAGAGUGGUCGCCUGAUGAUCCAUUUGGGUGACUGUGACAUUGAAUACGACACAAAUUUCCGCCUGUAUUUGACUACAAAAAAAGCAAACCCUCAUUAUUUACCGGAAAUAUGUAUCCAAGUAACUCUAGUUAAUUUUACCGUCACCUUAUCCGGAUUGGAAGAUCAACUUUUAGCAGAUGUUGUACGUUUGGAAAGGCCAGAUUUGGAAAAACAACGCACUGAACUGAUAGUACGUAUCAACGCAGACAAGGCAUCACUACUCGAAAUUGAAGACAAAAUACUUAGAUUACUGUAUGCAUCGACUGGAAACAUUCUAGAUGAUGAAGAACUUAUUGAAACUUUAAACGAGAGUAAGGAAACUUCAGAGAUCAUUAAUGCUCGCCUCGAGGAGACGGAGAAGACAGAAGUGAGCAUAUCGGCAGCUAGAGAGAAGUAUAGGACAGUGGCGACCAGGGGAGCGGUGUUGUAUUUCACUGUGACGCAGCUAGCUGAUAUAGAUCCCAUGUAUCAGUACUCGCUAAAGUAUUUUAAUCAGAUUUUCAACAUGGUAACCGAAGAGAGCGAAAAAAAUGACAAUCUAGAGAUACGGCUAGCGAUUCUUCUUAGAGAAAUAACUCUGUCAGUAUAUAGAAAUGUGUCUAGAGGUCUGUUUGAGAGGCACAAGCUGGUGUUUAGCUUCCUCCUUAGUAUAGCGAUAGACUUGCACGAAGGAAGUGUUAGACAGGACCAGUGGAUGUUUAUACUGCGUGGCGCUUCCGGAUCGAACGUUGUGCCACCUAAGAAACCUCCUAUAGAGAUACUGACUGAGCAAAUGUGGCUUGCUGUUCACCAUCUGCAAGAAAAUGAACCUAUCUUCGAAGGUCUUGCCAACGAUUGUCUUCGAUUGAUUGAAAUCGAAAUAGGAUCAUAUUCUUUGGCGAUACACUUAGAUAAAAAGAACAAGAAAUCGACGACAAAGGAAUGGAAUAAGAUCCUGAAUCCCUUUGAGAAGCUUAUGCUGAUAAAGUGCAUUAAGGAGGAGAAAUUAGUAUACGCUAUAGCUCAGUAUGUGAGCACUAGCCUGGGUCGGGCCUACAUCGAGAGCCCCACUGUUCAGUUAAAUACACUAUACGCUGAUACGAGAUCUACCAUACCACUUGUGUUUGUUCUAAGCACAGGUUCGGAUCCCUUCGGAGCAUUCCAAAAAUUCGCCACGGAGAUGGGUAUGAGGGACCGAUUGAGGUCCAUAUCGUUAGGUCAAGGACAGGGACCAGUGGCUGAGAAGAUGAUCAACAAUGCCAAACCUAAAGGGGAUUGGGUUUUCUUGCAGAACUGUCACCUAGCGGCAUCUUGGAUGUUAAGCUUGGAAGUGCUUGUGGCGGCUCUGGGCAAUGAAGAUGCCCCACCUAACCCGGAGUUUAGACUGUUCCUCAGCUCUAUGCCUACACCAAAGUUCCCAGUGUCCGUCCUACAGAACUCAGUCAAGGUGACCAACGAGCCGCCCAAAGGACUGAAGGCUAAUGUGAAGAGGGCUCUCAUAGAAAUGGACGAGGACUUUUAUGAAAACCACGUGCUAGAACAAGACUGGCGUACUAUGCUAUUCGGCAUCUGUAUAUUCCACGCGGUCAUACAAGAACGGAAGAAGUUUGGGCCUCUCGGCUGGAACAUCACUUACGAGUUCAACGACAGCGACCGAGAGUGUGCCAUGCUUAAUAUGCAGAUGUUCUGCGAGCUCGGGCACGUACCUUGGGACGCCCUAGAGUAUAUUACCAGUCAAAUAACAUACGGUGGUCGCGUCACGGAUAUGUGGGAUCAGAGAUGUUUGACGACCAUUCUGAAGCAGUUCUUCUCACCGCCAACAUUGGAGGAGGGAUACACUUAUUCCUCCUCCGGGACGUACUAUUGCCCAGCGCUGGACAAACUGGAGAUAGUUAGGGAAGUCGUGGACAACUGGCCAGCAAUUGAAGAUCCUGAAGUGUUUGGAAUGCAUGAUAAUGCUAAUAUUGCGUUUGAGCACAAAGAAACAACUAGUCUGGUGCAGACCAUAGUGGACGUCCAGCCCCGUUCUGUCGAGUCCUCAGGGGCGGACUCUCCAGACCAGAUAGUCUGGCGGAUAUGCGACCAGACCCGAGCGACAGUGCCCAAGGCGAUCGACAAAACCAGCGUUAACGCGACCCUGAUGGUCGCGGACGAUAUGGGUCAGCUACACUCCCUGACGACCGUCCUGCUGCAUGAGACUGACCGAUUCAACACCCUCCUCAAACUGAUUCAUGUGUCACUUGUGGAUUUACAGAAUGCAAUAAAGGGUAUCGUAGUGAUGUCGGAGGCGUACGAGGAGGUGUUCAACUCACUCCUCAACAACAGAGUACCAGCGAUGUGGCACAGCCGCGGAUACAACUCACUCAAGUCACUCGGCAGCUGGAUACACGAUCUCACGCUGAGAGUGGAUUUCAUUGAGAGCUGGCUCGUUAAUGGCGCGGCUCCUAGCAGCUGGGUAUCCGGUCUGUUCUUCCCUCAGGGUCUUCUAACGGGCUCAUUGCAGGCGUACGCUCGGAAGUACAGAGUGCCCAUAGACUCGCUACAGUUUGACUUCCAUCCGAUACAGUACAAUCUGUCUCAGGAGGACGUUUACAAGCAUAACAUAAGAGCGACAAAGACAAAGGACAAGCAAGAGGACCUGAGUGUGUUUGGGCAUCUGAAGCGGCCGCAAGAUGGCGUUAACAUUCACGGCCUGUUCAUAGACGCUGGCCGCUGGGAUAUGAAGAGCAACUGCCUCGCCGAUGCACUACCAGGUCAAGUGCACUGUCCUCUGCCGGUGAUGUGGUUGGAGCCGGUACUGCAGCUGCCGAAGCCAGACCCAAGAUACGAGGCCCCCCUGUACAAGACCUCGGAAAGGGCUGGUGUCCUCUCCACAACCGGACACAGUACCAACUUUGUGCUACCCGUACUCCUUAAUACCAACAUGCCACCAGAGUUCUGGAUCAUUCGAGGCACCGCUCUACUCACACAGAUUACAGAUUAGAUUUUGCCUGGUAGUGGCAUCAGACUUAACGUUUCGUUGAUGGAUGAAAUUUUCAUCUUAAUUUUUAAGUGCCUUUGAUACUUUAGCGUGUUUACGCCUUCAGCAAACACUCGAGACAAGUCGGACCCAUGAUCGCGCCGCAGUACGCGCGGCGGCGAAAACUCUGCCGCUGCUGCGCCGUGUGCUCGCAGACCGAAGGUCCAAGUAUCCAACAAAGAAUAAGGAAAUUUGCACUUAGCUGGGGCUCCCAAAAGUUUUGAAACGCAAACCCGUUUCUAGAUUUUAGAAUUUUAUAUAAUAUGCAUUUAUGAAAUUUAAUCGUCACAUCAAGAGAAAAGCCUUUUGUUGAACCGUUAAAUGUCAAACGGUUAGCCGUCUCGCUCGAACCAAUGGAGCGAGAAUGAGACGAAGUGUCUCGAUAGAUCAUUUUGAAGGUUUCUUAAGUGCCCCAGGAUGGCCCCUGAUCUAGGUAAAAUAGUAUUUCAAAUAAGGAAUGAAAUAUAUUGAUAGAAUUAAAGUUUAAUGUACAAAAGCAAAUUAGCAGUAUAAAUUGUUUUAGCAAUAGCUUUAUACAGCUAUCCAUAAUGAAUUCGGUAUAAAUACAUUGCAUAAUACUCAUAAAAUGAAACCAUGAAUCUAAUUUGUAAAAUUAUACAAAACAACACGACGAGUGCCUACGAGAUGUGUCGAAUGAUUC
This is a messenger RNA of Aricia agestis (brown argus), 12977 nucleotides long. RefSeq names its product dynein axonemal heavy chain 6 (gene Dhc16F). Lineage: Eukaryota; Metazoa; Arthropoda; Insecta; Lepidoptera; Lycaenidae. Gene Ontology annotation, biological process: microtubule-based movement. The record is from RefSeq and is a predicted model, not a curated record. Gene Ontology annotation, cellular component: dynein complex. The transcript has 68 exons. Gene Ontology annotation, molecular function: dynein intermediate chain binding; ATP binding; dynein light intermediate chain binding. Bases 20 to 12280 code for a protein of 4086 amino acids.